AUGAAGCACUUAGCAGCCUAUCUUCUACUCAAUCUCGCUGGUAAGACACCAGACGCAAAAGAAAUCAAGAAACUCUUAAAAACGGUUGGUAUCGAAGCGGACGACAACCGUUUGAAAACAAUGUUUUCGGAGUUAGAGGGUAAAGACAUCAAUGAGUUGAUUACCGAAGGAAGUGCUGCAGCCAAAGAGGAAGCUCCUGCCGAAGAAAAGAAAGAUGAGAAAGAAGAUGAAUCGGACGAAGACAUGGGCUUUGGUCUUUUCGAUUGA
Molecule: messenger RNA, 267 nt
Organism: Ambispora leptoticha
Lineage: Eukaryota; Fungi; Glomeromycota; Glomeromycetes; Archaeosporales; Ambisporaceae
Source: the annotation of a GenBank genome assembly